Molecule: messenger RNA, 213 nt
Organism: Protopolystoma xenopodis
Lineage: Eukaryota; Metazoa; Platyhelminthes; Monogenea; Polystomatidea; Polystomatidae
Source: the annotation of a GenBank genome assembly
AUGGUGAGUUGGCUCAACUAUCGACCGGCCGGACGUGUCGGCAGACAAGCGGGCGUCGAAAAACACACGGCUUCCAGCUGCCUCGGCCCAGACACAGCCGAGACGGGCACUCGAGAGGCUGCUCACUUACGCAAUCACGCGUCCCCGUGUCUACGCGUUCACUCGGGCAAAGUUGCAAGCAUAUUAGCACAACAGCAGCCUUUGAGAUUAUGA